GGUCUUGCACGAUGCGGUCGGUGGUGGUGGCAGCGGCUCUACCGGGCCACCCACGUUCCGCAGCAGCAGCAGCAAUGGCUGUCGUUCCCUCUGGCGAUGGCCAUGCGGGCCAAGGCCUGCACCGGUUCCCAGUACGGUACUUCUUUUUUCUUCCUCCUCUCCGUCCUGCGGAGGCAACGUGGCCGCGAAGACGGGAGGGCCAGUGGUUUCGCACUACUCGAAGCUCGGCAUGGACGGCUUCACCGAUGUCAAGUAUAACACCGCCGCCGACGACUUCCUCGACCUCCUUGAGAAUGCUAUUGACGCGCUAGAGCACCCGGAAAUCGACGAAAUAAGCAGCAACGGAGGUGUUCUGACGAUUGAGACGGCCCACAAUGGCACCUACCUCCUCAACAAACAAGCACCGAACGUGCAGCUGUGGCUGUCCUCGCCGAUAAGCGGGCCCUUUCACUACGACAUGGUCGUCACCACCGGCGCGGGAGCGGAUGGGGAAGAAGAAAUCACUCAAUGGCUGUCCGAUCAUGAUGGACACAGUUUGGUUGACAAGUUAGAGACGGAGUUGUCUGAGGUAUUGAAGGUUCCUGUGAAACUAAACGCAGGACGCAGUGCGUAA
This is a messenger RNA of Bactrocera neohumeralis, 613 nucleotides long. Its product is annotated as frataxin, mitochondrial-like. Gene Ontology annotation, biological process: iron incorporation into metallo-sulfur cluster; intracellular iron ion homeostasis. Gene Ontology annotation, cellular component: mitochondrion. Gene Ontology annotation, molecular function: ferroxidase activity; iron chaperone activity; 2 iron, 2 sulfur cluster binding. The annotation marks the transcript as partial. The transcript has a single exon. The record is from RefSeq and is a predicted model, not a curated record. Lineage: Eukaryota; Metazoa; Arthropoda; Insecta; Diptera; Tephritidae.